Trichoderma virens Gv29-8 is the source of this 2646-nucleotide messenger RNA. Its product is annotated as phosphatidate cytidylyltransferase. The transcript is spliced from 2 exons. NCBI's taxonomy places the organism in Eukaryota, Fungi, Ascomycota, Sordariomycetes, Hypocreales, Hypocreaceae. The record is from RefSeq and is a predicted model, not a curated record. Gene Ontology annotation, biological process: dolichyl monophosphate biosynthetic process. The coding region runs from base 1 to 2646 and encodes 881 amino acids. Gene Ontology annotation, molecular function: dolichol kinase activity. Gene Ontology annotation, cellular component: endoplasmic reticulum membrane.
AUGCCAACACACCUCAGCCCAGAGUCGAUAGAGACUCUGGAUCUAGAUGAACAGCAUGUCCUUCGGGCAUUGAACCGGUCGCCUCACCCCUACCAUCACCAGAGUUCCGAGCUGCCCUACCCCUCUGACCAACUGGUCUCUCGAGGCCAACGGGCUGCAUCUCCGAAGCUAUCUAGUCUACCAACCUUCUCCAAGGAAUCGACACCAGCGAGCGAUAGUGGCACCGAUGCCGACGAUGAACACUUCCUCAAGGGCUUGCCGCCCCCGAAGCUACGACCCCACAAAGGACUGAGAGGCCGGAACGAGGUCAUAUCCGGCACCUCGACGCCGCUCUUGUCGCCUGCAGUCCUGCAGGAACCAGUGCCUCCAACGAGUCGUCGAGCACCGCAUAAUGGAAACAAGUCUGGGGAUAGGAUUAUCCUACCAGAUGUUAUCCGCCGGAAGAAGAUUCUCGUGCAGCGAGCCAUUGAAGCUGGCAUCAUCACCACACUGGCCGGGAUGAUCCAAGCAAACAGGUUGCUGGCACCGGUAUUAAGUACUUGGCGCAAAGUUGUAGAUUUCUAUCUCUUUACUGCUUUGUAUGGAGGACUGUUACUGCUAUAUCCGUUUCGGGUUGUGGCAUGGAGCUACAAGAAUGGCCAAGCAUUUUCAGGCUUCCCGUUGAAGAUCCCAACAGUCUUCGACCCUGCUCCUCUUCUCUAUCCUCCAGCGAUCACGAUAUUUGUGUCACUGCUGGUUUCUGUCAACAACCCGGCCGUUAUCCUCCCCAAUAUUAUACUUGGCAUAAGCUCGAUCCCACAGCAAGUAGUGCCGAAAAUUGAUCACUACGCGGCAUACGACUCUCUCCACUGGGCUCUAUCUUGUCUGCCUCUUAUUUGGCGGCCUUCUCUGUCAGAUCACUCUCGACUUACACCUACUUAUUCUUUCCUCUCGCAAGAAGACCUUGUCCUGCUAUACCCUCUGCAUAGAACUGCGUCUGCCGUAUUACAUCAUCUUACCACGACUAGUCUCCUUACAGCCGAGCUUCAGCUUCUAUCAAUUGCACUGAUCAACGUGUUGCUUUUAGCGUCGUCACCCCAGAUUCAGAUACUAAAGGCUCUGUUAUGGGGCGGUGGACUGGGCGUACUUGUGCUCUGCGGUGCCGUGAUUAGAUGGGGAAUUGUACUGGCAAGAGUUCCCAAAUGGCGGUUUCGAAGAGAGCCAUAUCCGCCACGCCGCCCUCUUUGGAAGUCCUUGAUUCGAAUGUUAUCUUGGCAGAAGCUUAGGAGCGAAAUUCUAGGAUCAUCUUUCGAUUUACAUAGCGACGAUGCGUUGUUCUCAACCGAUGAGGAGGAAGACGAUUUGCGAUUCAGUAGCCCUACUAGAGUUCAAUCUUUCGGCACAGCAGCAGACACGCCAUCUGACGUAUAUAAUCUCUCUUCGCCCACUGCCGAGAAUGGAUGGAAAACGGGUGGUAUUUCUCGAAGACAUACAACUCCGCACCCUGAGAAGGUUUCUCGCAAAGCAGCAACGCACACUCCAUCUGGAAGGAGAAAACGGACUGCAUCUGUUUCCGUUCGUGCGUAUUUCAAAUUUACACCGGCACAAGCAGCACUGAGGAAAUGGAUGUACGCAGGCUAUGUAUACGUCUGCUUGGGAGUAAUCAUAGUGGCCCUUAUCCGCCCAUAUAUAGGGAAAUACGCCCUUGGUGGCAAUGAGCCCAUCGGUUGGGCUCUCGGCUACUUCUUUGGUGACUUGCCAGAAUUCAGGUAUCGAGUUGUCAGAGCCGAUCUCGAACGCUGGAUUUGUCUCCCUCCACGGAUUGACACCUCGGAUGCGAAGCAGUGCCACCUUGGCUGGGUGCAGCAUGUUCGCCAUGACGAUUUUGGCGAGGCCAGCACGCGACUUUUCAUCAGCGGCUACUGGGUCGUGAUUUUAAUUAUUGGACUCGCCAUUGUGUUUCAAUUGAAAAACACAUAUGAGGUUGACACCCGACGGAAGGUAUUCCACUUUAUGAUGGUCGGUAUGCUUCUCCCAGCAACCUACAUUGAUCCGACAUUUGUUGCCUUGGCCCUUUCCAUUGUCUUAGCCAUCUUCUUGAUUCUGGAUCUGCUGCGGGCGAGCCAGCUGCCGCCUCUUUCCAAGCCGAUAGCCUCCUUCUUGGCUCCUUAUGUGGACGGAAGGGACUUUCGCGGACCUGUUGUGAUUUCUCACAUCUUUCUACUUAUUGGGUGUGCCAUUCCUCUCUGGUUAUCGCUCGGAUCUCUGCCGCGGACCGGAUCUGACUACCUGACCGGCUGGGAAAUACCCACUAGAGAGAUCAGCAUGGUUUCAGGAGUCGUCUGUGUCGGUCUGGGUGAUGCCGCUGCCUCCCUCAUCGGGCGCCGUUAUGGUCACCGUAAAUGGCUCUGGGGUGGUGGCAAAAGCCUCGAGGGGAGCUUGGCAUUUACCGUUGCCGUCUUCCUUGGUCUAACAACGGCGAGUCUUUGGCUUCGAAUAGGGGAGUGGCCCGUCGACGGCGAAGGUACGAGCAUGACAACUAGAGCUGGGCAUGCUUUUGUGUGUUCCUCCAUGGCUAGCUUGACAGAGGCUGUCUUGACAGGAGGCAACGACAACGUCAUUGUGCCGGUGAUUCUCUGGACAUGCGUUAAGGCGCUUGAAGUUUAA